Molecule: messenger RNA, 34606 nt
Organism: Coregonus sp. 'balchen'
Lineage: Eukaryota; Metazoa; Chordata; Actinopteri; Salmoniformes; Salmonidae
Source: the annotation of a GenBank genome assembly
AUGGGAAAAGAAGAGUGUCAACCAGUUGACGUUUAUGUCAACACAUUGCAGUAAAUGGGAAAAUAUGAGCGUCAACCAUCCUUCACCCCCUCCAACCUCUCUUCCUCCCUCUCUCUCUUCUAUCUCUCUCUCCCUCCCUUUGCCUCCCUCUUUCUCUCUCUGCCUCCUCUUUAUCCCCCCUCCUCCUCUCUCCCUCCCAGUCAAGGGGUGUUCCGGAGUAUCCAAGAAGCAGGGGUGUUUUAAUGCAUGGGCUAACCUGGGCAGGGGGCCCCAGGCCAUUGGGCCCCCAAAAAACUGAUUAAAAUUGUCAAAUUAUCCGUAACGACGAGAAGUUAACACAUUUGCAAGGGCACCACUACAACUUUUAAGGUGAAGGAAAUUGCAAUCAGUAUAGUAUUUCCCAAUGUUGCACUACGGAUUCUCUCUCUCUCUCUCUCUCUCUCUCUCUCUCUCUCUCUCUCUCUCUCUCUCUCUCUCUCUCUCUCUCUCUCUCUCUCUCUCUCUCUCUCUCUCUCUCUCUCUCUCUCUCUCUCUCUCUCUCUCUCUCUCUCUCUCUCUCUCCUCCACAGACUGGAUAUUGACGCAUAGAAGACAAAUUGCAUUCAAUGCAAAAAUAUUUGUCAAGGAUAUUGACAUAUAGGGUUUGCGUCAAUAGAUUUGAUGCCUAAGUAAAUACAUCGCACUCAAGGCAAAAAAAGUUGGUGUUCAAGCUGCAAUAGGUAAAUUAGUGAAAGACUCAGACUGACACUGACCUAUGUGACUGUUUUCUGGCCUCCUUUCAAAACAAAGAGGAGGCUAUAUACCAACACCCCCCUAGGACCGCCUGACUCACCACCUGAGCACAGACUUAAUGCCUUCUCCUUGUCAAUGAAACCACCAUCACUGAACUCUUUUCUAAAUCCAAAACCUGCUCCCUUACCCCAUGCACACUGCCUUAGUUAAGGCAUGCCUCUCUGUUCUCUGCCCGCUGGUGGUCAAGAUUGUAAAUGCUUCCCUCACAUCUGGCAUUGUUCCUACGCUUUUGAAAACAGUGGAUAUAUAUAACUCCCAUACUAAAGAAACAGGGCCUGGACCCUGAGCUCCUCACGAACUACAGGCCAAACUCAACCCCUCCUCCCCUUCCUGACUAAAGUGCUUGAGCGCGUGGUAGCAUCACAAAUCCAACAACACAUGGCCUCUCAUUAACUUUUCUAACCCCUCCAGUCAGGCCUCUGAGCCAUGCAUAGUGAACGACCUCUGUGCUGCUGAUGCUGGAAACAAGUCCUGGACCUGUCUGUCCCUGGACUCAGAUGUCACUGUUAUGCAGACGACAUACAUCUACAGUACCAGUCAAAAGUUUGGACACACCUACUCAUUCAUGGGUUUUCUUUAUUUUUACUAUGUUCUACAUUGUAGACUAAUAGUGAAGACAUCAAAACUAUGAAAUAACACAUGGAAUCAUGUAGUAACCAAAAAAGUGUUAAACAAAUCAAAAUAUGAUUGAUAUUUUAGCUUCUUCAAAGUAGCCACCCUUUGCCUUGAUGACAGCUUUGCACACUCUUGGCAUUCUCUCAACCAGCUUCAUGAAGUAGUCGCCUGGAAUGCAUUUCAAUUAACAGCUGCGCCUUGUUAAAAGUACAUUUAGGGAAUUUAUUUCCUUCUUAAUGCGUUUGAGCCAAUCAGUUGUGUUGUGACAAGGUAGGGGUGGUAUACAGAAGAUAGCCCUAUUUGGUAAAAGACCAAGUCCAUAUUAUGGCAAGAACAGCUCAAAUAGGCAAAGAGAAUCGACAGUCCAUCAUUACUUUAAGACAUGAAGGUUAGUCAAUCCGGAAAAUGUCAAGAACUUUGAACGUUUCUUCAAGUGCAGUCGCAAAAACCAUCAAGCGCAAUGAUGAAACUGGCUCUCAUGAGGACUGCCACAGGAAAGGAAGACCCAGAGUUACCUCUGCUGCAGAGGAUACGUUUAUUCGAGUUACCAGCCUCAGAAAUGGGCAAUUAACUGCACCUCAGAUUGCAGCCCAAAUAAAUGCUUCACAGAGUUCAAGUAACAGACACAUCUCAACAUCAACUGUUCAGAGGAGACUGCGUGAAUCAGGCCUUCAUGGUUGAAUUGCUGCAAAGAAACCACUACUAAAGGACACCAAUAAGAAGAAGAGACUUGCUUGGGCCAAGAAACACAAGCAUUGGACAUUAGACCGGUGAAAAUCUGUCCUUUGGUCUGAUGAGUCGAAAUUUGAGAUUUUUGGUUGCAACUGCCGUGUCUUUGUGAGAUGCAGAGUAGGUGAACGGAUGAUCUCUGCAUGUGUGGUUCCCACCGUGAAGCAUGGAGGAGGAGGUGUGAUGGUGUAGGGGUGCUUUGCUGGUGACACUGUCUGUAAUUUAUUUAGAAUUUAAGGCACACUUAACCAGCAUGGCUACCACCGCAUUCUGCAGCGAUACACCAUCCCAUCUGGUUUGCGCUUAGUGGGACUAUAAUUUGUUUUUCAACAGGACAAUGACCCAAAACACACCUCCAGGCUGUGUAAGGGCUAUUUUACCAAGAAGGAGAGUGAUGGAGUGCUGCAUCAGAUGACCUGGCCUCCACAAUCACCAGACCGAGUUGGACCAUUUCAAGAAUGCCAAGAGUGUGCAAAGCUGUCAUCAAGGCAAAGGGUGGCUACUUUGAAGAAUCUCAAAUAGAAAAUAUAUUUUGAUUUGUAAAAAAAAUUUUUGGUUACUACAUGAUUCCAUAUGUGUUAUUUCAUAGUUUUGAUAUCUUCACUAUUAUUCUACAAUGUAGAAAAUAGUAAGAAUAAAGAAGAACCCUUGAAUUAAACUUUUGACUGGUACUGUAUAUCCCUGCCACCUCCCUCUUUUGUUGUUGACUGUCUACGUGAAGUGAAAACUUGGAUGAGCAAUAACUUUAUUUUACUAAACGACGACAAAACAGAGAUCAUGCUCAUGGGCCCCAAUUCACUCAUCAAGAAACUGGGUCAACUCAACAUGACAAUUGAUGGCUGCACCAUCCACUCCAACUCCACAGUCAGGAACCUUGGUGUUACAUUCGACCCCACUCUGUCAUCACAUACACAUAUUUAGCAGCUGUUAUUGCGGGUGUAGUGAAAUGCUUGUGUUCCUAGCUCCAACAGUGCAGUAGUAUCUAACAAUUCACAACAAUACACACAAAUCUAAAAGUAAAGGAAUGGAAUUAAGAAAUAUAUACAUUUAAGGAUGAGCAAUGUCAGAAUGGUAUUGACUCAAAUAAAGUAGAAUACAGUAUAUACAUAUUAAAUGAGUAAAGCAGUAUGUAAACAUUAUUAAAAUGACUGGUGUUCCAUUAUUAAAAUGACCAGUGAUUCCAUGUCUAUGUACAUAGGGCAGCAGUGUCUAAGGUGCAGUGUUGAGUAACCGGGUGGUAGUGGGCUUGUGAUGGCUAUUUAACAGUCUGAUGGCCUUGAGAUAGAAGCUGUUUUUCAGUCUCUCGGUCCCAGCUUUGAUGCACCUGUACUGACCUCGCCAUCUGGAUGAUAGCGGAGUGAACAGGCUGUUGCUCCGAUGAAGAUGGCGGCCUCGCGACUAGAUCUUAGGAAACUUUGCGGUAUUUUGUUUUUUUAAAUGUAUUAUUUUUUACAUUAUUAGCUCAGAAAGUGUUUUGUAUCAUUACAUACAGCCGGGAAAAACUAUUGGAUAUCAGAGCAGCAGUAACUCACCAGCAUUACGACCAGGAAUACGACUUUCCCGAAGCAGAUCCUUUGUUUGCUCUCCCCAGGGCAAUUGAACUGAUUCCAGCGGCUGAACCAAAACAUCGCCUUAGGAGGCGUGCACACCACCCACCGCUUCCAAGUAUACUACUCGCUAAUGUUCAGUCUCAGGUUAACAAGGUCGACGAGCUCUGGGCAAGGAUUUCUUUCCAGAGAGACGUCAAGGCCUGUAACAUACUUUGUUUCACGGAAACAUGGCUCUCUGGGGAUAUUCUGUCGAAAUCGGUCCAGCCAGAUGUGUUCUCAGUUCAUCGCGCAGACAGGAAUAAAUAUCUCUCCGGGAAGCAGAAGGGAGGAGUUGUGUGUUUCAUGAUUAAUGACUCAUGGUGUAAUUGUAGUAACAUACAGGAACUCAAGUCCUGUUGUUCACCCGACCUAGAAUACCUCACAAUCAAAUGCCAACCGUAUUAUCUCCCAAGAUAAUUUUCUUUGGUUAUAGUUAUGGCCGUGUAUAUCCCCCCUCAAGCUGAUACGACGACGGGCCUCAAAGAACUUCACUGGACUUUAUGCAAACUGGAAACCACAUAUCCUGAAGAUGCAUUUAUCGUGGCUGGGGAUUUUAACAAAGCAAAUUUGAGGACUAGGCUGCCGAAGUUCUAUCAAGAUAUCAACUGUUGUACUCGCGCUGCUAAAAUCCUCGACCAUUGCUAUUCGAACUUCUGGGAUCUGACCACGACUCCAUUUUGCUCCUCCCUUCCUAUAGUCAGAAACUCAAACAGGAAGCAACCGUGCAGAGGACUAUUCAACGCUGGUCUGACCAAUCGCAAUCCACGCUUCAAGAUUGUUUUGAUCACGCCGACUGGGAUAUGUUCCGGGUAGCUUGCACAUUUUUUUUGGACUAAUACACUGAAAUGGUGACUGAUUAUAUCAGGAAGUGUAUAGGUGAUGUUGUGCCCACUGUGACUAUUAAAACCUACCCUAACCAGAAACCGUGGAUAGAUGGCAGCAUUCACACAAAACUGAAAGCGUGAACCACCGCAUUUAACCAUGGCAAGGUGACUGGGAAUAUGGCCGAAUACAAACAGUGUAGUUAUUCCCUCUGUAAGGCAAUUAAACUGGCAAAACAUCAGUAUAUAGACAAAGUGGAGUCGCAAUUCAACGGCUCAGACACGAGACGUACAGUGGGGAGAACAAGUAUUUGAUACACUGCCGAUUUUGCAGGUUUUCCUACUUACAAAGCAUGUAGACGUCUGUAAUUUGUAUCAUAGGUACACGCUGUAAUUGCAAACAAAGGUUUCUGUACCAAAUAUUAAGUUCUGCUUUUCUGAUGUAUCAAAUACUUAUGUCAUGCAAUAAAAUGCAAAUUAAUUACUUACAAAUUAUACAAUGUGAUUUUCUGGAUUUUUGUUUUAGAUUCAGUCUCUCACAGUUGAAAUGUACAUAUGAUAAAAAUUACAGACCUCUACAUGCUUUGUAAGUAGGAAAACCUGGAAAAUCGGCAGUGUAUCAAAUACUUGUUCUCCCCACUGUAUGUGGCAGCGUCUACAGACAAUCACAGACUACAAAAAGAAAACCAGCCAUGUUGCCGACACCGACAUCUCGCUUCCAGACAAGCUAAACACCUUCUUCGCCCGCUUUGAUGACAACACAGUGCCACUGACGAGGCCCACUACCAAGGACUGUGGCCUCUCCUUCUCCGUGGCCGACGUGAGAAAGACAUUUAAGCAUGUUAACCCCCGCAAGGCUGCCGGCCCAGACGGCAUCCCUAGCCGCGUCCUCAGAGCAUGUGCAGACCAGCUGGCUGGUGUGUUUACGGACAUAUUCAAUCUCUCCCUUUCCCAGUCUGCUGUUCCCACAUGAUUCAAGAUGGCCACCAUUGUUCCUGUACCCAAGAAAGCAAAGGUAACUGAACUAAAUGACUAUCGCCCCGUAGCACUCACCUCUGUCAUCAUGAAGUGCUUCGAGAGACUUGUCAAGGAUCAUCUCUGCAUUUAUCCUGUCCUUAUGUCUACCUUACCUGACACCCUAGACCCACUUCAAUUUGCUUCCCACCCCAAUAGAUCCACAGACGAUGCAAUCGCCAUCACACUGCACACUGCCGUAUCCCAUCUGGACAAGAGGAAUACAUAUGUAAGAAUGAUGUUCAUAGACUAUAGCUCAGCAUUCAACACCAUAGUAACCUCCAAGCUCAUCAUUAAGCUCGAGGCCCUGGGUCUGAACCCCGCCCUGUGCAAUUGGGUCCUGGACUUCCUGACGGGCCGCCCCCAGGUGGUGAAGGUAGGAAACAACAUCUCCACUUCGCUGAUCCUUGACACAGGGGCCCCACAAGGGUGCGUGCUCAGCCCCCUCCUGUAAUUCAGAUUGUCAGUGAUGUGUACUCUGAGGAACUUGAAGCUUUUCACCUUCUCCACUGUGGUCCCUUCGAUGUGGAUAGAGGCAUGCUCCCUCUGCUAUCUCCUGAAGUCCACGAUCAGCUCCUUCAUUUUGUUGACAUUGAGGGAGAGGUUAUUUUCCUGGCACCACUCCGCCAGGUCCCUCUCCUCCUCCCUGUAGGCUGUCUCGUCAUUGUUGGUAAUGAGGCCUACUACUGUUUUGUCAUCUGCAAACUUGAUGAUUGAGUUGGAGGCAUGCAUGUCCACGCAGUCAUGGGUGAACAGGGAGUACAGGAGGGGGCUGAGCACGCACCCUUGUGGGGCCCCUGUGUUGAGGAUCAGCGUAUUGGAGGUGUUCUUUCCGACCUUCACCACUUGGGGGCGACCCGUCAGGAAGUCCAGGACCCAGUUGCAUAGGGCAGGGUUCAGACCCAGGGCCCCGAGCUUGAUGAUGAGCUAGGAUUGUACUAUGGUGUUGAAGGCUGAGCUAUAGUCAAUAAACAGCAUUCUUACAUAGGUAUUCCUCUUGUCCAGAUGGGAUAGGGCAGUGUGCAAUGCAAUGGUGAUUGCAUUGUCUGUGGAUCUAUUGGGGCGGUAAGCAAAUUGAAGUGGGUCUAGGGUGUCAGGUAAGGUGGAGGUGAUAUGAUCCUUAACUAGCCUCUCAAAGCACUUCAUGAUGAGAGAAGUGAGUGCUACGGGGCGAUAGUCAUUUAGUUCAGUUACCUUUGCUUUCUUGGGUACAGGAACAAUGGUGGACAUCUUGAAGUAAGUGGGGACAGCAGACUGGGAUAGGGAGAGAUUGAAUAUGUUCGUAAACACUCCAGCCAGCUGGUGCGCAUGCUCUGAGGAUGUGGCUAAGGAUGCUGUCUGGGCCGGCAGCCCUGCGAGGUUUAACACGCAUAAAUGUCUUAAUCACUUCGGCCACGGAGAAUGAGAGCGGGCCACAUCAGUGGCACUGUGUUAUCCUCAAAGUGGGUGAAGAAGGUGUUUAGCUAGUCCGGGAACAAGACGUUGGUGUCCACGACGUGGCUGGUUUUCCCUUUGUAAUCCGUGACUGUCUGUAUACCCUGCCACAUACGUCUCGUGUCUGAGCCAUUGAAAUGCGACUCCACUUUGUCUCUCUACUGACAUUUUGCCUGUUUGAUUGCCUUACGGAGGGAAUAACUACACUGUUUGUAUGCGACCAUAUUCCCAGUCACCUUGCUGUGGUUAAAUGCGGUGGUUCACGCUUUCAGUUUUGCACAAAUGUUGCUAUCUAUCAACGGUUUUUGGUUUGGGUAGGUUUUAAAAGUUACAGUGGGAACAACAUCCCCUGUACACUUCCUGAUCAACUCAGUCACCAUGUUAGUGUAUACGUCAAUGUUAUUCUCAGAGGCAACCCGGAACAUGUCCCAGUCCGCGUGAUCAAAAUAAUCUUGAAGCAUGGAUUCUGAUUGGUCAGACCGGCAUUGAAUAGACCUUAGCACAGGUACUUCCUGUUUGAGUUUCUCCUAUAUCCCUACACUCCCACCUGUUCACUGCACUCCUUUGACACUGACCUCCUCAUCAUACCUCGCACCAGGCUGCACUCCAUGUCAGAACCUCACAAUCCAUCCAUACAGAUCUUCAAGUCCAAACUAAAGACACACCACUUCACAUAGGAUUCUCUGCUUUUAUCCUGUCCUUAUGUUUAGUUUGCAUUUAUUUACAGUGCCUUCGGAAAGUAUUCAGACCCCUUGACUUUUUCAACAUUAGUUAGAUAACAGCCUUAUUCAAAAAUGUAUCAAAUAGUUUUUUCCCCUCAUCAAUCUACACACAAUGCCCCAUAAUGACAAAGCAAAAACAGAUUUUGAAAAAAUUGAAAUAUUACAUUAACAUAAGUAUUCAGACCCUUUACUCAGUACUUUGUUGAAGCACCUUUGGCAGCGAUUACAGCCUUGAGUCUUCUUGGGUAUGACGAUACAAGCUUGGCAUACCUGUAUUUAGGGAGUUUAUCACAUUCUUAUUUGCAGAUCCUCUCAAGCUCUGUCAGGUUGGAUGGGGAACGUUGCUGCACAGCUAUUUUCAGGUCUCUCUAGAGAUGUUCGAUCGGGUUCAAGUCCGGACACUGGGUGGGCUACUCAAGGACAUUCAAAGACUUGUCCCGAAGCCACUCCUGCGUUGUCCUGUUGGAAGGUGAACCUUGGCCCAGUCUGAGGUCCUGAGCGCUCUGGAGUAGGUUUUCAUCAAGGAUCUCACUGUACUUUGCUCCGUUCAUUGUUCCCUCGAUCCUGACUAGUCUCCCAAUCCCUGCCGCUUAAAAACAUCCCUACAGCAUGAUGCUGCCACCACCAUGCUUCACCGUAGGGAUGAUGCCAGGUUUUCUCCAGACGUGACGCUUGGCAUUCAGGCCAAAGAGUUCAAUCUUGGUUUCAUCUGACCAGAGAAUAUUGUUUCUCAUGGUCUGAGAGUAUUUAGGUAUCUUUUGGAAACCUUCAAGUGGGCUGUCAUGUGCCUUUUACAGAGGAGUGGCAUCUGUCUGGUCACUCAUCCAUAAAAGCCUGAUUGGUGGAGUGCUGCAGAGAUGGUUGUCCUUCUGGAAGGUUCUCCCAUCUCCACAGAGGAACUCUGGAGCUCUGUAAGAGUGACCAUCGGGUUCUUGGUCACCUCCCUAACCAAGGCCCUUCUCCCCCGAUUGCUCAGUUUGGCCAGGCGGCCAGCUCUAGGAAGAGUCUUGGUGGUUCCAAACUUCUUCCAUUUAAGAAUGAUGGAGACCACUGUGUUCUUGGGGACCUUCAAAGCUGCAGACAUUUUUUGGUACCCUUCCCCAAAUCUGUGCCUCGACACAAUCCUGUCUCAGAACUCUACGGACAAUUCCUUCGACCUCAUGGCUUGGUUUUUGCUCUGACAUGCACUGUCAACCUUUGGACCUUUUAUAGACAGGUGUGUGCCUUUCCAAAUCAUGUAAAAUCAAUUGAAUUUACUACAGGUGGAUUCCAAUCAAGUUGUAGAAACAUCUCAAGGAUGAUCAAUGGAAACAGGAUGCACCUGAGCUCAAUUUCGAGUCUCAUAUCAAAGGGUCUGAAUACUUAUGUAUUUCUGUUUUUAUUUUUAAUACAUUUAAUACAACAUUUCUAAAACCAUAAUAUCUAGGGCAUGUUGAGAAUGGUGUCAACAUCUUUAGCUCACAUAACUUAUUUACCCAUAUCACAAGUACUAUAACAAUCAAAUGAAUCAAUAUCAAUAUCUAAUACAUUAAUUGCAGUGUCAACAGCUUUAGUUAUUAAGAUAUUAAUAACUUAUUCAAAUCUAUCAGUCAGCUUACAACUCAUAAUCAUAAUGUGAUUCACCUUGGUCCCAUCACUCAAAGUUAAAACCCUCAACUUAGCACCCAUUUAUAUUAUCAUACAGUAUACAGUGGCUUGCGAAAGUAUUCACCCUCCUUGGCAUUUUUCCUAUUUUGUUGCCUUACAACCUGGAAUUAAAAUGGAUUUUGGGGAGUUUGUAUCAUUUGAUUUACACAACAUGCCUACCAAUUUGAAGAUGCAAAAUAUUUUUUAUUGUGAAACAAACAAGAAAUAAUAAGAAAAAAUAAAACUUGAGCGUGCAUAACUAUUCACCCCCCCAAAGUCAAUACUUUGUAAAGCCACCUUUUGCAGCAAUUACAGCUGCAAGUCUCUUGGGGUAUGUCUCUAUAAGCUUGGCACAUCUAACCCCUGGGAUUUUUGCCCAUUCUUCAUGGGAAAACUGCUCCAGCUCUUUCAAGUUGGAUGGGUUCCACUGGUGUACAGCAAUCUUUACGUCAUACCGCAGAUUCUCAUUUGGUUUGAGGUCUGGGCUUUGACUAGGCCAUUCCAAAACAUUUACAUGUUUCCCCUUAAACCACUCAAAUGUUUCUUUAGCAGUAUGCUUAGGGUCAUUGUCCUGCUGGAAGGUGAACCUCCAUCCCAGUCUCAAAUCUCUGGAAGACUGAAACAGGUUUCCUUCAAGAAUUUCCCUGUAUUUAGCGCCAUCCAUCAUUCCUUCAAUUCUGACCAGUUUCCCAGUCCCUGCCGAUGAAAAACAUCCCCACAGCAUGUUGCUGCCACCACCAUGGUUCACUGUGGGGAUGGUGUUCUCGGGGUGAUGAGAGGUGUUGGGUUUGCGCCAGUCAUAGCAUUUUCCUUGAUGUCCAAAAAGCUCAAUUUUAGUCUCAUCUGACCAGAGUACCUUCUUCCACAUGCCUUUUAGCGAACACCAAACGUGUUUGCUUAAUUUGUUCUUUAAGCAAUGGCUUUUUUUCUGGCCACUCUUCCGUAAAACCCAGCUCUGUGGAGUGUACGGCUUAAAGUGGUCCUAUAGACAGAUACUCCAAUCUCUGCUGUGGAGCUUUGCAGCUCCUUCAGGGUUAUCUUUGGUCUCUUUGUUGCCUCUCUGAUUAAUGCCCUCCUUGCCUGGUCUGUGAGUUUUAGUGGGCGGCCCUCUCUUGGCAGUUUUGUUGUGGUGCCAUGUUCUUUCAAUUUUUUUAUAAUGGAUGUUCAAAGUUUCAUUUAUUCUUUUAUAACCCAAUCCUGAUCUGUACUUCUCCACAACUUUGUCCCUGACCUGUUUGGAGAGCUCCUUGGUCUUCAUGGUGUCGCUUGCUUGUUGGUGCCCCUUGCUUAGUGGUGUUGCAGACUCUGGGGCCUUUCAGAACAGGUGUAUAUAUGCUGUGAUCAUGUGACAGAUCAUGUGACACUUAUAUUGCACACAGGUGGACUUUAUUUAACUAAUUAUGUGACUUCUGAAGGUAAUUGGUUGCACCAGAUCUUAUUUAAGGGCUUCAUAGCAAAGGGGGUGAAUACAUAUGCACGCACCACUUUUCCGUUAUCUAUUUUGUAUAAUUUUUUGAAACAAGUUAUUUUUUUUCAUUUCACUUCACCAAUUUGGACUAUUUUGUGUAUGUCCAUUACAUGAAAUCCAAAUAAAAAUCCAUUUAAAUUACAGGUUGUAAUGCAACAAAAUCGUAAGAAAGCCAAGGGGGAUGAAUACCUUUUCAAGGCACUGUAAUUAUCCAUAAUUCUAGCAUUAGCUUCCUCAUAAGGAGAAUAACUACAGAUCAUUAUCUCAAUGCAUUCUUAGUCUAAAUUACUAUAAAUGUAGCAGUGUGUAGACCUCCUUAAUCAACCCCUUCCUUCCCCGACACUCAAUAUUCUGGCAUCUCUUCAUUAUGUUCUUCAGAUAGCUUCAUAGUUCAUGUCUCACCUGAGCCGCCCCCACCUCUACCCCCAUUAUGUUUUGUCCAUUUGCCAACCAGUAUACCAGCACCAUGAGAGAUAAUGUAUUUGAACAGAUCUCUCUUCAUGCCCACUCCACAUGGACUCCUGUCACACUCCUGAGAGAAAAGGCAUAAGAGAAAAGGCAGUUGGAUGAUAGCUUCGAUUGGAUGCUAGUUCUGAUUCAGGUCUCUUGGUAGAAGUGGUGCUGGACAGGACCCUAUUCAACGCUUUUGUUGCUCAUCUUCAGCCGGUUGUUUUUUUAAAUUAUUUUUAUUGAGGUUCACACUGUUCUUGACAGAAUUAUCUCUGCCAUUCAUCAAGACACCAUCUGUAGUAACCUCGAGAGAGGACAGAUCAUAACUGUUUAGAUGAGUUCAUUUCCAAUCCAAAAAAUCCAUAUCAGCAUUGACUAUAUGACAAAUUAUUAUGUUUUACCAAUUAUUCUUAAUACCAAUUUCUAAUAUACUCCCCUUAUCACCCUGUCGACUUCACCACAGAGUCACAGAAUCAGCAAGUUAGAUCUCAAUUUCUGUUAGGGGAACUAGACAAAGACAGAGAAAUCAAUGGUGGGGAAGUCAGGUGAUUCUUGAAGGUCUGGGAGAUCUUGAAGUUCUUGGAGGUCUGUCCCUCCUGUCCCUCCCUAUAGGGAAUCAGUCAGAGCAUGCAGCCCAUCAGUAGCAUUCCAAUUUCCAUCCUCCCCCAUCUCCUGAUUCUGGCCAGCUCGAGCAUCCUCAGCUCCCUCAUCUCUAGGUCGUCGGUUUCCUUGUGGUACUCUGGUGCAGUGGAUUAGAUGAUACCAGGUCAAGCUCCCCUCUAUCCUUACAGCCGUCGGUGCAGCCUGAGUGACGAUGUAUGGUCUCUUUGGCUCGGGACCUUCUUCCAUCACUAGGGUCUACGGAUCAGGCAGAGUCCCUCUCAAUUCAUCGAGAUCGGUCUGCGGAGAGUGUUCUUCUGGCAGCGUACCAACAGGGAAGCUUGGAGUCACUACUGCAAAGACACCCAGAGACAGACAGACAUAAAAUUAAACAAUGCUAUCCACUGGCGAGGCCAUCUUCCUCUUCUGGGGUUGAAACUCUCCUACAGUGGGACACAUGGAUCCAGGUUUCUGUCUCUGCCACUUUCACCGUCACCGAGGUAUCCAGCAACACCUGGUACGGGCCCCUUCACCUAGGAUCUUUCCAGCUCUUUCUUCUGUAGUCUUUUACCGCCACAAAAUCUCCAGGGCGCAGAAAAUGCCCAGAUUCUCCAGCUAGGUUGGGCAGAGAAGCCUUCACCCGUGGGAAGAAAGUCUUAAGAACAUUGUUCGGUGAGACACAGUAUGCUACUGUACCAUGUCUUCUCAUCAGUCAGGAGAAGCCCUGAGAUUCGGAAGUGCACAUUUUUGCAGCUUGUUGUAGUCCACUAGUUUCAGAGACAGGCCCAUUUGCACACAACACAUUCCAUCUAACCCAUAACACAUUAAUUACUACUGCUCAUAUUCUUAAUUGAAUUUGCAUAUUUACCAAAAGGCCCCAGGGGACCAGUAAUUCCCGAAAACUUAAACCCCCAAAUGUGUUAUCGCUUGUUGUACUUUCCCACAUGCCUUGUGGCCCCUCUCUACUAAAAUAGUUUACUAAUGUGAUGAUGGUCUGGCCUAUCAGUAUUCUCAUCAUUCAACGGCCAUAACAAUUCACCACACCACAAAACCCUCAAAUUCACACCCUUCAGCGAUUCUUUAAAUGCAACAUGAUACAACGUUUGACUAUUUGUAAUGUCACUUUUUAGAAUCCACUGUCUUUGACUCUCGCAAGGAUUCUCUAACCACACUAAAUGUAAUACUUUUUCCUGUCGCAAAUAUAGUCCAUUUCUCAGUGUAAGGAAUCAGUGAUAUCUGAUCCCAAGCAUCUAUUAAAAUGUUGUUUGAGACGUGGUCUCCUACAUCUCCCUUAACAUACAUACUGUAGGGGACUUCAAUCAAUCCUGGAAGAAAGAAUCCUACUCAAGACACAUCAGAUAAUAUUGUGUUCAAUUAAGGGGAAAAACACCUUUUAAAAUAAACAAACCCAUAACCCCUUUCCGGUAAUCUAAUCACCGCAACCUGUUGCAUUGAUUUAGUUAAAAAUAUAAACCUGUUGAUUAACAAAUCUAGAACCUACAAAAAGUUGGUGUUGCCCCAUCAGCGUAAUAGUCAAAACUACCUGCCAUCCAUUGUUUAACGUAACAGAAACAGAUUAUCAUUUUAGAAUUCAUUAACUGUUUGCAUAAACUACUGGUGUUACGCAAACUAUAGAAUUGAGUAAUAAUAAUUAGAAAUUGUCAAAUAACUUUUCCGAUUCACCUAUUCAGACCUCUGCUUCAAAUAUCCCACUGCGUAUCUUACAUUUCCAUAUAGCCCAGCGAGCACGACUCUCUUUCACCCGCCUGACUAAAUCAUGGCAUUAGUAAAGUCUAUCCACAAACCACCAAUAACAUAUUUGCAUUCACAUUACCAGAAAGCAUUAUUUUAAUUCCAGUUUACUCAAACAAUUACAUUUGACACUUCUUAUUUCCCAAUUAACCAACUUUCCUUUUAACCCAGAAAGCCCUGUAAAAUCUCUAUUAUCGUCAACCUCUGUCUUUCCCUCUAACGUUACUUUACCAGGUGACCAAUUAUAUUAUUAAAUUGUAGUCAAAACAAACAAAACAUCUAUUCACAGGGAGGCCAUUUUAAUUACUAUGUUAUCCUAGGCCGCCAUGGGUUGGUAGGACAAUCCCUUUCGGAUAAUCUAAUAAUUGCAACCGGUGAUCCGGUUCAACAGCAUCAAUGUAACAGAUCUGCUUCCGUCCCUACCUGGGCUUCAACCAGGGACCCUCUUUUGUUUUGGGUCAUUGUCAUGCUGGAAUACCCAUCCACAACCCAUUUUCAAUGCCCUGGCUGAGGGAAGGAGGUUCUCACCUAAGAUUUGACGGUACAUGGCCCCGUCCAUCGUCCCUUUGAUGCGGUGAAGUUGUCCUGUCCCCUUAGCAGAAAAAUACCCCCAAAGCAUAAUGUUUCCACCUCCAUGUUUGACGGUGGGGAUGGUGUUCUUGGGGUCAUAGGCAGCAUUCCUCCUCCUCCAAACACGGCGAGUUGAGUUGAUGGCAAAGAGCUCGAUUUUGGUCUCAUCUGACCACAACACUUUCACCCAGUUCUCCUCUGAAUCAUUCAGACGAUCAGGAUAACUCCAGAUAAAGAAGGGUUAUUGCCAUUGGAGAAGGAAUUGGUAGACCAUACAUAAUGCCAGAGUUAGGAGGACUGGAGCAGGCAGAAAUAGAAAUUGAGAGCACCCUAGCAGAACACGGGAGAAGGUUGUUUAUUAACCACACCCGUAUGUCAGAGGUUUUGUGCCCCACAGGUGAACUAAAUGAGAAGGUGACCCACUCUAUCCAACCAGGUGACUGGUGUGGAUGUCCAGUCCCUAAAGAAGAAAGACUGGAAGCAGGCCUGUUGGGAAGGGCCCUAUCAGGUUAUAUUGGUCACCACAUUUGUCAUUAGAAUAGCAGAAAGAGCAACCUGGUUCCACAUUACCCAAUGCAAAAAGGUAAGAGCACAUACAAGCACCACUGAACACACACAGAGUUAGAGAGAAGAACUGGACCAAUAGGGUCUGGGGAUCACCUCUGUUAACGAAGAUCUCCUACCCUGACCUAUCAUCACUGUAGUGUGUUCUCAGGGUGUGAGUAUGGGGUGGUACCAAGCAGAAAGACUGAGGGCAGGAGAGGGUUGGCGGUUUUUGGGAAUAUGGGUAACCUGAGCUGCAUCAUAGCAAUGGUCCUGAUAUGUCAAGAUCCACCACCACACCGCACCAAUUACGCUAUGCCCUUACCAUUGUUAGAAAGUAAAAGAGAAGAGAAGCGACCCAACAUACUGACCGUCAAGGACGAGUGGCCUACAAAAUAGGAGUCAAAGAAGGGCAGACUAUAGGAUUCGAAAUAAGGGUUAGGGACGUAGCCAACGGGUGGGGUACAUGUCAAUAAGCCAUUUGGGAUUAUAAAAUCCCAUAAUAUUCGUGUUCGAGCCCCACGGCAGAUUGUUCCAAGACUCAAGUGUUUAAACACACUUGGGUACGGGAAUAUGAGACCGAGCGGGAUUGGACAUCCAGAUGGGGGGGUAAAGAGAAACAAAGACAUCACCAAUUAUCAAUUGGAGAUAGUAGUAAUGUGACUGACUUAAGUUCGGAAGCACAGGAGAGAAUUCUGAACCUUACAGCCCCGUAACCGAUGUGUGGUGGGCGUGUGCCAGUAAAGGCAGUAUAAGGCAGAGAAUGCCAAAAGGGUGACUAGGUACGUACGCCCCGGUUCUACUGGUUCAGCUAGUUAGAAUUAGUCACCAGGAACCAAGGAAAGGGUUAAACAGAUGUAGGAGGAGUUUUGACAAGAAGGAGAAUAGCCCUAAUUAGAUGAAUGUGAUUGGGAUACCAAGGGGAGUACCGGAUGAAUACAAAGCCUGAAACAAGUAGGGGAAGGGUUUAGUACAAUGUUCUUCUGGUGGGUGACAAUAAACAAAAAUGUGGAUUGGAUUAAUUAUAUCUAUUACGACCAACAACGAUUUGUUGGCCAGACUAGGGAUGCAGUAAAGGGGAUCUCUGAACAAUUAUCCGCCACCUCACUCAUGACUUGGGAAAAUAGGUUGGCUCUAGAUCAGGCAGAAAGAGGCGGUGUCUAUAGAAUGGUGGGCCAUUGUUGCACAUUUAUCCCUAAAAACACCGCACCGGAUGGGACAGUCACCAGAGCUCUUGCAGGAUUGACUGCUCUAAGUGAGGAAUGGGCUGAGAACUCAGGAGUUAAUACAUCUUUGAUAGGAUGAUUUGAUGAAAUGUUUGGUAAAUGGAAAACCAUAGCAGCCACCAUCUUGGGGGCAGCCAGCGUUUGUAUGGGUAUUCUUGUAUUAUGUGGUUGUUGUCUUGAUCCCUGUGUCCGAGGGUUGGUGAGUAAGGCGUUGGAGAAUGUACGCCGCCAGGGACUCAAAUCCUGCAGUGCCAGACGUGUCCCCCUGCUUAAGCCAGUACAUGUCCAGGCCCGUCUGAAGUUUGCUACAGUGCAUUUGGAUGAUCCAGAAGAGGAUUGGGAGAAUGUCAUAUGGUCAGAUGAAACCAAAAUAUAACUUUUUGGUAAAAACUCAACUCGUCGUGUUUGGAAGACAAAGAAUGCUGAGUUGCAUCCAAAGAACACCAUACCUACUGUGAAGCAUCAGGGUGGAAACAUCAUGCUUUGGGGCUGCUCUAGAGGAGAUCUGCAUGGAGGAAUGGGCCAAAAUACCAGCAACAGUGUGUGAAAACCUUGUGAAGACUUACAGAAAACGAUUGACCUGUGUCAUGUUUUUCUGCAAAGGGACCAGGACGACUGAUCCGUGUAAAGGAAAGAAUGAAUGGGGCCAUGUAUCGUGAGAUUUUGAGUGAAAACCUCCUUCCAUCAGCAAGGGCAUUGAAGAUGAAACGUGGCUGGGUCUUUGACCAUGACAAUGAUCCCAAACACACCGCCCGGGCAACGAAGGAGUGGCUUCGUAAGAAGCAUUUCAAGGUCCUGGAGUGGCCUAGCCAGUCUCCAGAUCUCAACCCCAUAGAAAAUCUUUGGAGGGAGUUGAAAGUCUGUGUUGCCCAGCGACAGCCCCAAAACAUCACUGCUCUAGAGGAGAUCUGCAUGGAGGAAUGGGCCAAAAUACCAGCAACAGUGUGUGAAAACCUUGUGAAGACUUACAGAAAACGUUUGACCUGUGUCAUUGCCAACAAAGGGUAUAUAACAAAGUAUUGAGAAACUUUUGUUAUUGACCAAAUACUUAUUUUCCAGCAUAAUUUGCAAAUAAAUUCAUUAAAAAUCCUACAAUGUGAUUUUCUGGAGAAAAACAAAUCUCAUUUUGUCUGUCAUAGUUGACGUGUACCUAUGAUGAAAAUUACAGGCCUCUCUCAUCUUUUUAAGUGGGAGAACUUGCACAAUUGGUGGCUGACUAAAUACUUUUUUUCCCCACUGUAUCACUAUUUCUAAAACAAGCCGUAGAAAGUUGGCUGCGAUUUCAAUUUAAUCCUCCAGAAACGACAGAACAAAUAAUGCAACAAAUAUUGAGGUUAAACUUAAAUAUACUAAUUGACAAAAAAACUUUUUUUUGACAAAAUGUUUAAAAAAGGUAUAAUCUUUGUAAAUGAUAUCAUCGGUAGGACUUAUGUCGCACAUGCAGCUAACAAAAACAUAUGGAAAUGUCUGCUCUACACAAAAUUACAACCAAAUAAUUGCAGCCUUACCGCAAAAAUGGAAGAGGAAAGUGGAAGGGGGAGAAAGUAAGGAACUUGUCUGUCGGCCUUGCAUUAAAGAACAUAAUUGGUUAAGGAAAACUGUGAUAAAUAAAAAAGGAUAUCAGUUUCAUUUAAGGACCAAAGAAUUGACAGCCGUUCCAUAUAGAUAGAAAAAUAGUUGGGAAGAGAUUUUUGACAUACCGAUUCCAUGGCAUAGUGUUUAUGAACUGAUACACAAAACGAUGCCGGAUUCAAAACUUUGAAUAUUUCAAUUUCAAUUAUUAUAUUACAUUCUUGCUACCAAUAGAAUGUUAUUUAUAUGGGGGAUACAAUCUUUCCAGCUCUGCAGAUUUUGCUGCGAAGAGACAGAAUCAUUAGAUCAUUUGUUUUGGUACUGUCCAUUUGUAGCUUCUUUUUGGACACUGGUCCAGGAAUGGCUAAAUGAUUGCAAUAUUUACCUGGAGCAAACCCUGCAGAUAGCACUACUGGGUGAUCUGAAAAGUCAUAGUCAAUCGAUCAAUCACAUAAUAAUACUAUUAGCAAAAAUGUUUAUUUUCAAUUCACAAUCUGUAGAAACAAUGAGAAUAGAAAGGUUCAGAACUUUUGUAAGACAUCACAGUACAGUUGAAAUACAGUGGGGAGAACAAGUAUUUGAUACACUGCCGAUUUUGCAGGUUUUCCUACUUACAAAGCAUGUAGAGGUCUGUAAUUUUUAUCAUAGGUACACUUCAACUGUGAGAGACGGAAUCUAAAACAAAAAUCCAGAAAAUCACAUUGUAUGUUUUUUAAGUAAUUGAUUUGCAUUUUAUUGCAUGACAUAAGUAUUUGAUCACCUACCAACCAGUAAGAAUUCCGGCUCUCACAGACCUGUUAGUUUUUCUUUAAGAAGCCCUCCUGUUCUCCACUCAUUACCUGUAUUAACUACACCUGUUUGAACUCGUUACCUAUAUAAAAAGACACCUGUUCACACACUCAAUCAAACAGACUCCAACCUCUCCACAAUGGCCAAGACCAGAGAGCUGUGUAAGGACAUCAGGGAUACAAUUGUAGACCUGCACAAGGCUGGGAUGGGCUACAGGACAAUAGGCAAGCAGCUUGGUGAGAAGGCAACAACUGUUGGAGGAAUUAUUAGAAAAUGGAAGAAGUUCAAGAUGACGGUCAAUCACCCUCGGUCUGGGUCUCCAUGCAAGAUCUCACCUCGUGGGGCAUCAAUGAUCAUGAGGAAGGUGAGGGAUCAGCCCAGAACUACACGGCAGGACCUGGUCAAUGACCUGAAGAGAGCUGGGACCACAGUCUCAAAGAAAACCAUUAGUAACACACUACGCCGUCAUGGAGUAAAAUCCUGCAGCGCACGCAAGUUCCCCCUGCUCAAGCCAGCGCAUGUCCAGGCCCGUCUGACGUUUGCCAAUGACCAUCUGGAUGAUCCAGAGGAGGAAUGGGAGAAGGUCAUGUGGUCUGAUGAGACAAAAAUAGAGCUUUUUGGUCUAAACUCCACUCGCCGUGUUUGGAGGAAGAAGAAGGAUGAGUACAACCCCAAGAACACCAUCCCAACCGUGAAGCAUGGAGGUGGAAACAUCAUUCCUUGGGGAUGCUUUUCUGCAAAGGGGACAGGACGACUGCACCUUAUUGAGGGAAGGAUGGAUGGGGACAUGUAUCGUGAGAUCUUGGCCAACAACCUCCUUCCCUCAGUAACAGCAUUGAAGAUGGGUCGUGACUGGGUCUUCCAGCAUGACAACGACCCGAAACACACAGCCAGGGCAACUAAGGAGUGGCUCCGUAAGAAGCAUCUCAAGGUCCUGGAGUGGCCUAGCCAGUCUCCAGACCUGAACCCAAUUGAAAAUCUUUGGAGGGAGCUGAAAGUCCGUAUUGCCCAGCGACAGCCCCGAAACCUGAAGGAUCUGGAGAAGGUCUGCAUGGAGGAGCAGGCCAAAAUCCCUGCUGCAGUGUGUGCAAACCUGGUCAAGACCUACAGGAAACGUAUGAUCUCUGUAAUUGCAAAACAAAGGUUUCUGUACCAAAUAUUAAGUUCUGCUUUUCUGAUGUAUCAAAUACUUAUGUCAUGCAAUAAAAUGCAAAUUAUUUAUUUAAAAAUCAUACAAUGUGAUUUUCUGGAUUUUUGUUUUAGAUUCCGUCUCUCACAGUUGAAGUGUACCUAUGAUAAAAAUUACAGACCUCUACAUGCUUUGUAAGUAGGAAAACCUGCAAAAUUGGCAGUGUAUCAAAUACUUGUUCUCCCCACUGUAUAUAUGGCAAAUAGAAAUCCUAUAUGGAUGGUGUUAAAAGAUAGAUGGGAGGUGUUGAAUGGAAUGGAAGGAUGGGACUAAUAACAACUAACAACAAACAAUAACAAGAUAUCUAAUAAUGUAGGCACGCUGUGUCCAUAAUAAGUGUAUAGGUUGUAGGUUGGGAGCUUUUGUGAAGGAGCACAGUUAGAAAGAUAUGGCAUAUAGAAGCAAACCGGAUGGACAUCAUGAAAAUGAUCGGAGAGGUUGAGAGUAGAAGAAGUUCAGGAGGAAGAACAAACAAAAUGUAAUUAUUGUAAAAUUGACUGUGUCCAUAAAAUGUAGAUAGUAAGUAUAAGCUGGAAGUAGAGGCCUAAGCAUUGUUGUUCAAUAGUUUACUCCAAGUAGGGAAAGGGUGGCGGGGUUGGAAAGUAAUAAAGGGGAAUAUAUAUAUAUAUAUAUAUAUAUAUAUAUAUAUAUAUAUUUUUUUUUAAGGAUAUGUAUGUGUAUGUAUGUAUGUAUGUGGGUGUGUAUGUGUGUGUGUGUGUAUAUAUACAGUGGGGAAAAAAAGUAUUUAGUCAGCCACCAAUUGUGCAAGUUCUCCCACUUAAAAAGAUGAGAGAGGCCUGUAAUUUUCAUCAUAGGUACACGUCAACUAUGACAGACAAAAUGAGAAAAUAAAAUCCAGAAAAUCACAUUGUAGGAUUUUUAAUGAAUUUAUUUGCAAAUUAUGGUGGAAAAUAAGUAUUUGGUCAAUAACAAAAGUUUCUCAAUACUUUGUUAUAUACCCUUUGUUGGCAAUGACACAGGUCAAACGUUUUCUGUAAGUCUUCACAAGGUUUUCACACACCGUUGCUGGUAUUUUGGCCCAUUCCUCCAUGCAGAUCUCCUCUAGAGCAGUGAUGUUUUGGGGCUGUCGCUGGGCAACACAGACUUUUAACUCCCUCCAAAGAUUUUCUAUGGGGUUGAGAUCUGGAGACUGGCUAGGCCACUCCAGGACCUUGAAAUGCUUCUUACGAAGCCACUCCUUCGUUGCCCGGGCGGUGUGUUUGGGAUCAUUGUCAUGCUGAAAGACCCAGCCACAUUUCAUCUUCAAUGCCCUUGCUGAUGGAAGGAGAUUUUCACUCAAAAUCUCACGAUACAUGGCCCCAUUCAUUCUUUCCUUUACACGGAUCAGUCGUCCUGGUCCCUUUGCAGAAAAACAGCCCCAAAGCAUGAUGUUUCCACCCCCAUGCUUCACAGUAGGUAUGGUGUUCUUUGGAUGCAACUCAGCAUUCUUUGUCCUCCAAACACAACGAGUUGAGUUUUUACCAAAAAGUUAUAUUUUGGUUUCAUCUGACCAUAUGACAUUCUCCCAAUCCUCUUCUGGAUCAUCCAAAUGCACUCUAGCAAACUUCAGACGGGCCUGGACAUGUACUGGCUUAAGCAGGGGGACACGUCUGGAACUGCAGGAUUUGAGUCCCUGGCGGCGUAGUGUGUUACUGAUGGUAGGCUUUGUUACUUUGGUCCCAGACCUCUGCAGGUCAUUCACUAGGUCCCCCCGUGUGGUUCUGGGAUUUUUGCUCACCGUUCUUGUGAUCAUUUUGACCCCACGGGGUGAGAUCUUGCGUGGAGCCCCAGAUCGAGGGAGAUUAUCAGUGGUCUUGUAUGUCUUCCAUUUCCUAAUAAUUGCUCCCACAGUUGAUUUCUUCAAACCAAGCUGCUUACCUAUUGCAGAUUCAGUCUUCCCAGCCUGGUGCAGGUCUACAAUUUUGUUUCUGGUGUCCUUUGACAGCUCUUUGGUCUUGGCCAUAGUGGAGUUUGGAGUGUGACUGUUUGAGGUUGUGGACAGGUGUCUUUUAUACUGAUAACAAGUUCAAACAGGUGCCAUUAAUACAGGUAACGAGUGGAGGACAGAGGAGCCUCUUAAAGAAGAAGUUACAGGUCUGUGAGAGCCAGAAAUCUUGCUUGUUUUUGGUGACCAAAUACUUAUUUUCCACCAUAAUUUGCAAAUAAAUUCAUUAAAAAUCCUACAAUGUGAUUUUCUCGAUUUUUUUUCUCAAUUUGUCUGUCAUAGUUGACGUGUACCUAUGAUGAAAAUUACAGGCCUCUCUCAUCUUUUUAAGUGGGAGAACUUGCACAAUUGGUGGCUGACUAAAUACUUUUUUUCCCCACUGUAUAUAUAUAUAUAUAUAUAUAUAUAUAUAUAUAUAUAUAUAUAUAUAUAUAUAUAUAUAUAUAUAUAAACAUAUAUAAACAUGGGGGAUUGGAAGUGAUGCAGACAAUUACAUUGAUGGAAGUUACAAUCUAUCUGCAAUAUUAAGCUGAUCUACCCCCCCAAAAAAUUAAAAAAUAAAUAUUCAUUAACAGGUGGGUUGUGUGUGGGUGCUGGCAUGUGUGUGGCAAAAAUCGUGGGGGAAAACACAAACAAAAUGGCCAGGCCUUGCUUAAUUUGGGAGGUCCCUUAACAGCUGGAUCCAGGUACUUUUGACUUCUCUCAUAAGGCACUUGCCUUAGAAAGCCUUUCAAAGGGAGAGAUACAGAAUCAUCGAUAAACAUGUAAAAAAAAACUUGGUAGCGGACAUUCCAUCAGUCCUGGAAGAAAGAAAAUAAACAUAAUCAAGUUUACUGCAUCUUGGGCAGGAAGUCUUAAUAAACCCAUACGUAUACAGAAUUAUACUUCAGACACAUUUAUACUUCAGACACAUCAGAUGAUACAGUGUCCCUUAAAGCUAAAUUAGGCACCUUCUAAAGUAAACAAUCCCAGAGCACCUCUUAAAUCCCUGGUGCUACCCAAACUACAGAAUUGAGAAAUAAAUAGUCAAAAACGUGUCUUAUUCAAUUAUUCACCUCUGUCCCAAAUUACAGCCUGUUUGAGUUCAGUGUGUUCUGGCGGCUAUCUAUUGUUCCACAGGAAGCUUAUCUCUUAACCCAAACACCAGAUGGCUUAAACACGAGAGCAGUGAACCAGGCCUUGAAAAGUGAGCGGCCUCUAAUUUAAGUCGUAAUGCUCAAUCCCUCUGUCUUAAUUGUGGGUUAUCAAUUGUGGGUUAGAAUUGAGGCACGAAGCUAGCUAGCUAGCGGGUAGCUAUUGGUAACGAUUAGCAACGCUGGAGAGCUGGUUCCAACGGUAAUGUAGUCCUACCCAACGUUUAACUUUUGCUUAACCAUGUACUAGAUCGUAGGUAGGUAGUUAGCUGUAGUUAGGUAUUGUAUUUAUUGUAGGUUAGUAUUGUUGUUAUUGUAGCUUUCCGUGGGUAAUUGUGGGUUAGAAUUGAGGCACGAAGCUAGCUAGCUAGCGGGUAGCUAUUGGUAACGAUUAGCAACGCUGGAGAGCUGGUUCCAACGGUAAUGUAGUCCUACCCAACGUUUAACUUUUGCUUAACCAUGUACUAGAUCGUAGGUAGGUAGUUAGCUGUAGUUAGGUAUUGUAUUUAUUGUAGGUUAGUAUUGUUGUUAUUGUAGCUUUCCGUGGGUAAUUGUGGGUUAGAAUUGAGGCACGAAGCUAGCUAGCUAGCGGGUAGCUAUUGGUAACGAUUAGCAACGCUGGAGAGCUGGUUCCAACGUUUAAUUAUUAUUAUUAUUAUUAUUAUUAUUAUUUUUUUUUUUUGCUGCGUUGUGAAGGGAACUCGACACGGACUUGAAUUGUCUGUUUGGUGUGCUGACACACUCUUGGCAGUUUGUUGUGGCCAGGUGUUGAUGCUAGUUGUGUGUUAAUGGAUGCUAGCUUGCAGGUUGGCUACGGCGUCAUAGCUAGGCUUCGUGGGUUGUUGUGGGUAGUUACUGUGUCUUGGCAGUGUCCUCGGCCGUGCCAGCUGUAGCACGAAGCUAGCUAGCUAGCCGUUCUUCAAACAGAGUCGACACAGUGGCCAUUGCUAGCUACCCAACAUGACCAUUUGGCUGUACUGAAGUAGCUAACCACAAUUUACUUGUCCUAGCUAGCCAACGUCUAAUCAUUGCUGCGUCAUGUAAGGAACUUGACACAGACACGAAUGAUCUGUUUAGUGUGUUAUCACAAUAUUGGUGGUUUGUUGUGACCAAGUGUUGGCGCUAAACGGUGUGUUAUUGUUAUUGGAUGCUAGUCUGCUAGUUGGCUAUGGAGUCAUAGUUGGCUAGCUGAACAAAGUGGGUUGAGUCUACUCCUUUAAACAUUGAACCGCUGUGGUUCACAACAAUUCUGAUUUCCAAAGGCGGAAGUUGGGAGAGUUUUUUCUUCGGGUGGUUCAGUGAAACAAUUUUAGUUUCCGAGGUAGAAGUUUUGGUGAGGGAGGCCCUGCUCUCUCCACUCCCAGAUGCUUAGCCCAUUUCAUUCCGAUCUCCUCUGCAUUUUUGUAGCCAUUUGCUACAGCCUGUCAACUAUGCCUCUGCCUAUCCCUGUUCUCUCCUCUCUGCACAGGCUACACAAACGCACCACACCGCGUGGCUGCUGCCUCUCCAAUCUGGUGGUCCCUGCACGCACCACCCACGUGGAGUUCCAGGUCGCAGGCAGCCUCUGGAACUGCCGUUCUGCUGCCAACAAAGCUGACUUCAUCCCAGCCUAUGCCAACCUCCAGUCCCUCGACUUCCUGGCGCUGACGGAAACAUGGAUCACCACUGAAAACACCGCUACUCCUACUGCUCUCUCCUCGUCUGACCAUGUGUUCUCGCAUACCCCGAGAGCAUCUGGUCAGAGGGGUGGUGGUACAGGAAUCCUCAUCUCUCCCAAGUGGACAUUCUCAAUUUUUCCCCUAACCCAUCUGUCUAUUUCCUCAUUUGAAUUCCAUGCUGUCACAGUCACUAGCCCAUUUAAGCUUAAUAUCCUUGUCAUCUAUCGCCCUCCAGGUUCCCUUGGAGAGUUCAUCAAUGAGCUUGACGCCUUGAUAAGUUCCUUCCCUGAGGAUGGCUCACCCCUCACAGUUUUGGGGGAUUUCAACCUCCCUAUGUCCACAUUUGACUCAUUUCUCUCUGCCUCCUUCUUUCCACUCCUCUCCUCUUUUGACCUCACCCUCUCACCGUCCCCCCCUACUCACAAGGCAGGCAAUACGCUUGACCUCAUCUUCACUAGAUGCUGCUCCUCUACUAAUCUCACUGCAACUCCCCUCCAAGUCUCCGACCACUACUUUGUUUCCUUUUCUCUCUCACUCUCCUCCCACACUACUCACUCUGCCCCUACACAGAUGGGCCGCCGCAACCUUCGCUCUCUCUCUCCCACUACUCUCUCCUCUUCCAUCCUAUCAUCUCUUCCCUCUGCUCAAUCCUUCUCCCUCCAAUCUCCUGAUUCUGCCUCCUCAACCCUCCUCUCCUCCCUUUCUGCAUCCUUUGACUCUCUGUGUCCCCUAUCCUCCCGGCCGGCUCGGUCCUCCCCUCCAGCUCCGUGGCUUGAUGACUCAUUGCGAGCUCACAGAACAGAGCUCCGGGCAGCGGAGCGGAAAUGGAAGAAAACUAAAUUCCCUGCCGACCUGGCAUCUUUUCACUCCCUCCUCUCUACAUUUUCUUCAUCUGUUUCUGCUGCUAAGGCCACCUUCUACCACUCUAAAUUCCAAGCAUCUGCCUCUAACCCUAGGAAGCUCUUUGCCACAUUUUCCUCCCUCCUGAAUCCUCCCUCCCCCCCCCCCCCCCCCCUCCUCUCUCUCUGUGGAUGACUUCGUCAACCACUUUGAAAAGAAGGUUGACGACAUCCGAUCCUUGUUUGUUAAGUCUAAUGACACUGCUGGUCCUGCUCACACUGCCCUACCCUAUGCUUUGACUUCUUUCUCCCCUCUCUCUCCAGAUAAGAUCCUGCGACUUGUGACUGCAGGCCGCCCAACAACCUGCCCGCUUGACCCCAUCCCCUCCUCCCUUCUCCAGACCAUCUCCGGUGACCUUCUCCCCUACCUCACCUCGCUGAUCAACUCAUCCUUGACCGCUGGCCAUGUCCCUUCCGUCUUCAAGAGAGCGAGAGUUACUCCCCUUCUCAAAAAACCAACACUCGACCCCACUGAUGUCAACAACUACAGACCAGUAUCCCUUCUUUCUUUUCUUUCCAAAACUAUUGAGCGUGCCGUCUUUAGCCAACUCUCUUGCUAUCUCUCUCAGAAUGACCUUCUUGAUCCAAACCAAUCAGGUUUCAGGACUGGUCAUUCAACUGAGACUGCUCUUCUCUGUGUCACAGAGACUCUCCGCACUGCUAAAGCUAACUCUCUCUCCUCUGCUCUUGUCCUUCUAGACCUGUCUGCUGCCUUUGAUACUGUGAACCAUCAGAUCCUCCUCUCCACCCUCUCCGAAAUGGGCAUCUCCGGCGCGGCUCACUCCUGGAUUGCGUCCUACCUGACCGGUCGCUCCUACCAAGUGGCGUGGCGGGAAGCUGUCUCCGCACCACGUGCUCUCACCACUGGUGUCCCCCAGGGAUCGGUUUUGGGCCCUCUCCUUUUCUCCCUAUACACCAAGUCACUUGGCUCUGUCAUAUCCUCACAUGGCCUUUCCUAUCAUUGCUACGCUGACGAUACACAACUAAUCUUCUCCUUUCCCCCUUCUGAUAACCAGGUGGCGAAUCGCAUCUCUGCAUGUCUGGCAGACAUAUCAGUAUGGAUGACGGAUCACCACCUCAAGCUGAACCCUGGCAAGACGGAGCUGCUCUUCCUCCCGGGGAAGGACUGCCCGUUCCAUGAUCUCGCCAUCACGGUAGACAACUCCGCUGUGUCCUCCUCCCAGAGUGCGAAGAGCCUAGGCGUGACCCUGGACAACACCCUGUCGUUCUCCGCCAACAUCAAGGCGGUGACCCGCUCCUGCAGGUUCAUGCUCUACAACAUUCGGAGAGUGCGACCCUGCCUUACACAGGAAGCGGCGCAGGUCCUGGUCCAGGCACUUGUCAUCUCCCGUCUGGACUACUGCAACUCGCUGUUGGCUGGGCUCCCUGCCUGUGCCAUUAAACCCCUACAACUCAUCCAGAAUGCCGCAGCCCGUCUGGUGUUCAACCUUCCCAAGUUCUCUCACGUCACCCCCCUCCUCCGCACACUCCACUGGCUUCCAAUUGAAGCUCGCAUCCGCUACAAGACCAUGGUGCUUGCCUUUGGAGCAGUGAGGGGAACGGCACCCCUGUACCUUCAGGCUCUGAUCAGUCCCUACACCCAAACGAGGACAUUGCGUUCAUCCACCUCUGGCCUGCUGGCUCCCCUUCCUCUGCGGAAGCACAGCUCCCGCUCAGCCCAGUCAAAACUGUUCGCUGCCCUGGCACCCCAAUGGUGGAACAAGCUCCCUCACGACGCCAGGACAGCGGAGUCACUCACCACCUUCCGGAGACAUUUGAAACCCCACCUCUUUAAGGAAUACCUGGGAUAGGCUAAAGUAUUCCUUCUAACCCCCCCCCCCCAAAUUGUAAAGUGGUUAUCCCACUGGCUAUAGGGUGAACGCACCAAUUUGUGAGUCGCUCUGGCUAAGAGCGUCUGCUAAAUGACGUUAAUGUGCCCUUGAGCAAGGCACUUAACCCUAAUUGCUCCUGUAAGUCGCUCUGGUUAAGAGCGUCUGCUAAAUGACUAAAAUGUAAAUGUAAAAUGUUAAUUCUUCAAAUUACUAAGACAUUGCAUUAUUGGAUUGCUAUCUGAAAGCCAAUUACCAUUGACUUUGUUAAGUUUUCUGACGACACAACAGUGGUAGGCCUGAUCAGCGACAACGAUGAGACAGCCUAUAGGGAGGAGGUCAGAGACCAGGCCAUGUGGUGCCAGGAUAACAACCUCUCCCUCAACGUGAUCAAGACAAAGGAGAUGAUUGUGGACUACAGGAAAAAAAAGAGGACUGAGCACACACCCAUUCUCAUCGACGGGGCUUUAGUGGAACAGGUUGAGAGCUUCAAGUUCCUUGGUGUCCACAUCACCAACAAACUAUCAUGGUCAAACACACCAAGACAGUUGUGAAGAGGGCACGACAAAAUCUAUUCUCCCUAAGGAGACUGAAAAGAUUUGGCAUGGGUCCUCAGAUCCUCAAAAAGUUCUACAGCUGCACCAUCGAGAGCAUCCUGACUGGUUGCAUCACCGCCUGGUAUGGCAACUGCUUGGCCUCCGACUGCAAGGCACUACAGAGGGUAGUGCGUACGGCCCAGUACAUCACUGGGGCCAAGCUUCCUGCCAUCCAGGACCUCUAUACCAGGCGGUGUCAGAGGAAGGCCCUAAAAAUUGUCAAAGACUCAAGCCACCCUAGUCAUAGACUGUUCUCUUUGCUACUGCACGGCAAGCUGUAUCGGAGCGCCAAGGCUAGGUCCAAAAGGCUUCUCAACAGCUUCUACCAAGCCAUAAGACUCCUGAACAGCUAAUCAUGGCUAUCCGGACUAUUUGCUAAGGCCCCCCCCCCCCACCCCACCCCACCUCAUCCCCCUCUUUUACGUUGCUGCUACUCUGUUUACUAUUUAUGCAUAGUCACUUUAACUCUACCCAUAUGUACAUAUGACCUCAAUUACCUCGACUAGCCAGUGCCCCCGCACAUUGACCCUGUACCGGUACCCCACUGUAUAUAGCCUCCCUACUGCUAUUUUUUUUUACUGCUGCUCUUUAGCUAUUUGCUUUUAUUUUUUAUUUUUCUUAAUUAACAUUUUUUUCUUUUUACAUUUUUCUUUUAAAAACUGCAUUGUUGGUUAAGGGCUUGUAAAUAAGCAUUUCACUGUAAUGCCUACACCUGUUGUAUUCGGCGCAUGUGGCAAAUACAUUUGAUUUGUUUUGAUUUUCACUAGUCUCCAUAUCUGUUUCCCUCAACUUGGACUUCCUUCCAUAUAGGAAGACCUCAAUCACUACUGCUUAAACACACGGAUCACUCUCAAACAACAUUCUGCUUUUCCCCCUAUUUCAAGGUUUUAAACAAAACAAAACAAACAUGAUAACCUUCUCAAUAUUUGAAGGCAUUGUUUUCAUUUUAGUAUACCUUCAAAAAGUUACUCUAUAUUUUUUAUACCAAUCUCUGUUGGAUAUUCACUUUCUGCUUCACUAUUUAUUAAAUGUAUUAUUUUAAGAUUAAUUUGUAAUGCUUUGGAGGGAUCAAUAUCUAUUGACUGGGUUGCACUGUCUAUCAGUCCCCAGUAGAUGUUGCGCUCCAUCCAUAAUAAGUUUGGCACCUGAGACAGCAGGGAAACAGAUUAAGUCUCUAUUUUGCCUACUCACGAAUUGGUUUAGAACAUCAUCAUUUGGGAUAUCAACGAAAACUCUAUCGGGAGUACAAUAAAUUGUAGCCUUUUAAGUUUAAACAGAAAAUCAUGUUCAACAUUCAUUGGUCCUAUUUAACAGGGUAAGGGGUUUAUUUCAAAAUGCAUUACCAUGGUGGAGGUAAUUUUCUAAGCAUUUAUAGUUUUAUUGGUUAGGGGUAAGUCAUGUCCCAUACAAUGCUUUAACCUCAUCUUUAUCAAAUGAUCCAUAAAGGGACCAUUCUGAACAGAAUACGUUUUACACCACUUACGUACGUCUACGUGUGGGUGUGCAAGUUGUAUGUUAUUAUUAUUAUUUAUAUUGUUACUUCAUCAGAUCUCUAGUAACCCAUUACACAAAUAUUAUGUUACUUUAUCUCUAGUAACCAAUUAUAGAUUUGUGCUACAUCACAAAUUCCUCUUCUACACCAGCGUUCUAUUCAUACAGGGGUUUAAAUAUUCACUAGUGUUCUAUUUAACAGCAUAUUCGGGAAAUAGUACUUUCUCCUUUCAUAUCUCCAUACAGAAUCCCUUUAUAACGUUAUAAAUCUUUAGGUUUUCACCUCCACACCGCAGCAACAAUCACAGCGCAGCAGCCCAAGAGGUACACAUCUCUUUCAUAUCGAGGAAAUCAGUGUCCGGGGGCUGUUACCUCUCAAAUAUUUAAAUGGCUUCUCCUGUCAGUGCUCACUACAUGUAGAUCGAUGGGUGGUGGUGGACAGAACCCCUAGAAAAUGUUAUAGAUCUAAAAACUCAGCUCACACAGAACUGGUUGGGGUAUCCAUUCUUUCACGCACUCAGUAAUCCUCUUUCACACCGGAGCUAGUCAUUUACAUUUUACAUUUUAGUCAUUUAGCAGACGCUCUUAUCCAGAGCGACUUACAGGAGCAAUUAGGGUUAAGUGCCUUGCUCAAGGGCACAUUUACGUCAUUUAGCAGACGCUCUUAUCCAGAGCGACUACAAAUUGGUGCAUUCACCCUAUAGCCAGUGGGAUAACCACUUUACAAUUAUACUUUUUUUUUUGGGGGGGGGGGGGGGGGGGGGGGGGGUAGAAGGAUUACUUUAUCCUAUCCCAGGUGUUCCUUAAAGAGGUGGGGUUUCAAAUGUCUCCGGAAGGUGGUGAGUGACUCCGCUGUCCUGGCGUCGUGAGGGAGCUUGUUUCACCAUUGGGGUGCCAGAGCAGCGAACAGCUUUGACUGGGCUGAGCGGGAACUAUGUUUCCGCAGAGGAAGGGGAGCCAGCAGGCCAGAGGUGGAUGAACGCAAUGCCCUCGCCUGGGUGUAGGGACUGAUCAGAGCCUGAAGGUACGGAGGUGCCGUUCCCCUCACUGCUCCAUAGUCCCCUGACAGCUCUCAUUCACUCAGUAAUUUAAAGCUAAAUUUCUCAAUCAAUCUUAUUAUCCAAAUUCCAAUCUUAGUAGUAAUAAUUUCAAUCCAUUUAUUAUCCAAAUUUCAGUCAGCCAAAAUUCAAUCUUAAUAGUAAUAACUUCCAAAUGUCAAUCAAUGUUAUUAUCUUAAUAUCCAAAUUUCAAUCAUUCAGCUCUUGUUAUCCAAAUUUCAAUCAGCUUAAUAUGUCAUAUCUCACAAUUACACAACUUUCACGUCCACAUUCACUUAGUACUAUUCCCAAACACACUCGGUAAUCUCCCUCAUUACCCCAUGUGCAUCGCCAACAAUUCUCUUGUCGUUACUUGCUAUGCACCAUAUGUAUCUUCACCAUACAUAUAAAAUAGCACAGAAGUGCACCUUAUGCUAUUCUCUACCAGUGGCUGCAGACCACGUAGACAUUUCUCUUAUAAAUGCCUACAGACAGCAAGCAGUCAGCGGGGCAUGGUACCGUUACUAGCCCUCACUCUAGUCUUCUCUCUAAGACUAGCUCUAGCCUUCUUCUACGUCAUAUGUAUCUUCAACGGUUCCUCUAUAGUCUCUACAGUCGGCAUAGUCUAUACAGUGGUCCCUGAGCAUCUGUAGUCCCUGAGCAUCCAUAGUCCCAAAAGCAUCCAUAGUCCCUAUAGUUAUAGCAUCUAUGGUCCCUACAGCAUCUAUAGUCCCUCAUUAUCUACAGUCCCUCAUCAUCCAUAGUAUCAAUAGUUUAUAUAGUCAUUAAUGCUAUGGUCUCUAUAGACUCUAUAGUCUUGCUGCUUCCCAUACAUGUAAAUUACACCCCGUAUUCAAAAACACCUCAUGUUAUUUUGUAGGCUAGUGGUACCCUCCUUCUAUAUCUUUAUGUAUUUUCAUUGGUUUUAUAUAUAUGUUUAUACAAAUUCAUUUAAAUUGACUUACUGAAAUCAGUUGCCGUCCCUCAAUUGUUCGCAGAUGAUGUGUCUCCUCCUGGGCAGCUCACAGUAAGGGUCUGAGCGGGUCCUCGUCCUCUUUUGGUCCGACAGGAAUUUCCCUUACGCUUCAUAAAAUGUGCCAUCAGUUUUCCUCGCAGACCCCCAAUGGAAAGCUCCUCAGGCAGAAUCAAUCAAUAGUUUGUGAUGCCAAAUUGUCGUGGAAAUUCUUACACAGGGACACUCAAAGUCAAUCUUAAAUAAAUCAUUGUUUAUUGUCAGCACGCUGGAGAGGUUCCAACCAACUCAAUGCACCAUAGUACACAUGUCAAUCAGGAGCUCUGCUGGGGCAGUCCCAGCAGUUGUCUUAUAUGGCUAUACACAGACAAGUUACAUUUGCAUGAUUUAGCAUAAUUAAUUCAUCAUUAGCAUUUUGUUUCAUUCAUGUGAUCGACCAAUACUGGUUCAUAACAUGUGACAGACCAAUACCUCACGAGGCUUCUACUCUCUAAGCUGAGACCAUGGAACUGAGAUAUCUUCCGCUCUCAAAAUAAAGGUCUGGGCGUACUGCCAAAUUGCAGAUACUGAUAUGUGAGGAUUCGUCCAAUCAGUCACUUGCAUGACCACAGAAAUUGGUUAUUAGAACAUCACAUGAAUAGAACAUAGAAAUGGAUAGAAUAGAAAAGCACCAACAUUAAAAUGUCCAUCACACUGCUCCUGCAGAUUCAUGCUCUACAACAUACAUAGAGUACGACCCUACCUCACACAGGAAGCGGCGCAGGUCCUAAUCCAGGCACUUGUCCUCUCCUGUCUGGACUACUGCAAGUCGAUCUUGGCUGGGUUCCCCGCUUGUGCCAUCAAACCCCUGAAAACUUAUCCAGAACGCAGCAGCCCGCCUGGUUUUCAACGUUCCCAAGUUCUCUCAUGUCACCCCGCUCCUCCGCACACUCCACUGGCUUCCAGUUGAAGCUCACAUCCACUACAAGACCAUGGUGCUUACCUCCGGAACAGCAAGAGGAACUGCCUUUCCCUAUAUAUAUAUAUAUUUUAAAUACACUUAACCAGCACAUGCACUUUACCCCAUCCCCUUCUAGCUCUGACUCUACUGACAGCUACGUUAUUGAGGAAAAAUUUACUUUCUAUGCCUGUGAUAUGUGUUUGUCCCACCUAGUUAUCUUAAGAUGAAUGCACUAACUGUAAGUCUCUCUGGAUAAGAGUGUCUGCUAAAUGACUAAAAUGUAAAACAUUUAAAAUGUCCAGGUGGGAGAGGGCAGUGUGAAGUGUAAUUGAGAUUGCGUCAUCUGUGGAACUGUUGGGGCGGUAUUACGUAUUAGAGUGGGUCCAGGGUGUCUGGGAUGAUGGUGUUGAUGUGUGUCAGGACCAGCCUUUCAAAGUACUUCAUAAUUACAGAUGUGAGUGCUACAGGGCGAUAGUCAUUUAGGCAGGUUACCUUGGAGUUCUUGGGAACAUGGACAAUGGUGGUCACCUUGAAACAUGUUGGGAUUACAGACUGGGACAAGGAGAGAUUGAAAAUGUCUGUGAAGACACUUGCCAGCUGGACUGUGCAUGCUUUGAGAACACGCCCUGGUAUUGCCCGCGAGUAUUAACCUGUUUAAAAGUUUUACUCACAUCAGCCACGGACAGCGAGAUCACACUCAUCCGGAACAACAGGGGCUUUCACACAAGACUCAGUGUAUUAUUCCUUGAAGUGAGCAUAAAAGGCAUUUAGCUCGUUUGGGAGUUCUGCAUCACUGGGCAUCUCACGGCUGAGUUUCCCUUUGUAAUCCGCUAUCGUCUGCAAACCCUGCCACAUACGACGAGCGUCGGAGCCGGUUUAAUAGGAUUCCACCUUCCUCUUAUAUUGUCCUUUUGCAUGUUUGAUGUAACGUCGGAGGCCGUAGCGGGCUUUCUUAUAUGUGUCCAUGUCCGUGUCACGUUUCUUGUAAGCGGUAGCUCUAGCCUUUAGCCCAGUGCGAAUAUUGCCUGUAAUCCAUGGUUUUUGGUUUGGAUAUGUUCAUAUAGUCACUGUGGGAUGACGUCAUCUAUGCACCUUAUUGAUGAAGCCAGUGACUAAUGUGGUAAACUUCUCAAUACUAUCUGAUGAAUCCUGGAACAUAUCCCAGUCUGUACUAGUAAAACAGUCUUGUAGCCUCUCAUCUGCUUCAUCGGACAACUUCCAUAUUGAGCAUGUCACUGGUACUUCCUGUUGGAGAUGUUUUUCAUAAACAGAAAGCAGGAGAAGAGUCAUGGUCAGAUUUGUAGAAGGAAGGAUGAGGGAGGGCCUUAAAAGCGUUUCUGUGGGUAGAAUAAAAGUAGUCUAGAGUUUUAGCGUCCCUAGUGGCACAGGAGACAUGUUGGUAAAAGUGAGGUAGAAUGGUUGUACGUCUCCCUGCGUUAAAGUCUCUGAUAGGAGACUCUGGAACGAAGCUCAUCCAUCUUAUUCUUGAGUGACUGGAUAUUUGCCAAUAAGUAAGCAUUUCACUGUAAGGUGAAUUUCACUGUUGUAUUCGGCGCAUGUGACUAAUAAAAUUUGAUUUGAUUUGAAUAGAGCGUAGUGCCGGUCGAUAUUCUCUUCGUCUCAAUCUCACCAGGAUGCCGGCACGUUUUGGUAGCCCAUGAAACAAAGGAAUGGAGUAAGGUAUAAACAAGGGAACAGCUGAGUCGGUGUUGAAGUCUGAUUUGAAGUCGAAAUCAUGGUUAGUAACUGUUGAUCUGAUGUCCAGAAGUGCUUGGCGGUCAUAUGUGAUAAUAGUAUGAACUUUCUGUACCAAAAAUUAAGAUAAACACGAGUCACUAAAUUGCAAAGACAAGUUGGAACUUCUCUGUCGGAGCCAUCUUUUUUACAAUCUGAUAAUAUUCUUUACUGUCUUUUUUACCGUCGGUGUAUGUUGAUGUUGGAGAGCAAUCUAACUGUCUGUCCCCAGGUUUCACUCCUUUGAUCCUGGCUGCUACAGCAGGGCAUGUUGGUGUGGUGGAGAUCAUGCUAGAUAAAAGAGGGGAUAUCGAAGCCCAGUCUGAGCGCACCCAGUCUGAGAACCAAAAACACGCCACUCUCCCUGGUCUGCUCUGGAGGAAGAUAAGAGGUGCUGCUCUUCACUCAAACACAUUCUUCCCUGAACAACACAUCAGUUACUUGUUACCUUUUUUUGUAAAACACUGGGGUAUGUCUUUAGUGGAAAUUCCCCAAAGGUGUUCUGUGGAUUGACUAAGCUGUGGUCCAUUCUUUCCAGGUGGUGGAGCUGUAGCUGCUGUGCGGGGUCAACAAGGAGCACUGUAACAUUUUAGACUACACUCUCCUCUCAGCCUGGCCGCCAUCAACAUCAUCAAGAUCCUCCUAAAUGCUGGCGCUGAAAUCAACUCCAGGUACGACAGUUUAUCAACCCCUGCGGUCAAGCUGCUGCUGGACAAGGGCUCAGAUAUCAACGCUCAGAUUGAGACCAACCCCAACACGGCACUGACCCUGGCCUGCUUCCAGGGCCAGGCGGAGGUGGUCAGUCUGCUGCUGCACCGCAAGGCCAACGUGGAGCACCGCACCAAGGUGAGAGCAGCAGCCAUCGGCUGA